AUGAGCGGCUGCUCCAAAAGAUGCAAGCUUGGGUUCGUGAAAUUUGCCCAGACCAUCUUUAAGCUCAUCACUGGGACCCUCAGCAAAGACAUCGCCUGGUGGCAUUACCAGUAUCAGAGAGAUAAGAUUGAAGACGAGUUGGAGAUGACCAUGGUUUGCCAUCGGCCUGAGGGACUGGAGCAGCUUGAGGCCCAGACCAACUUCACCAAGAGGGAGCUGCAAGUCCUUUAUCGAGGCUUCAAAAAUGAGUGCCCCAGUGGUAUGGUCAAUGAAGAAACAUUCAAGCAGAUCUACGCUCAGUUUUUCCCGCAUGGAGAUGCCAGCAUGUAUGCCCAUUACCUCUUCCACGCCUUCGACACCAUGCAGACGGGCUCCGUGAAGUUCGAGGACUUUGUAACCGCUCUGUCAAUUUUACUGAGAGGAACCGUCCAUGAGAAACUAAGGUGGACAUUUAAUUUGUAUGACAUCAAUAAAGAUGGAUACAUAAACAAAGAGGAGAUGAUGGACAUUGUCAAAGCCAUCUAUGACAUGAUGGGGAAAUACACGUAUCCUGUGCUUAAAGAAGACACUCCAAGGCAGCACGUGGAUGUCUUCUUCCAGAAAAUGGACAAAAAUAAAGAUGGCAUCGUGACUUUAGACGAAUUUCUUGAAUCCUGUCAGGAGGAUGACAACAUCAUGAGGUCCCUCCAGCUGUUCCAAAAUGUCAUGUAA
Mesoplodon densirostris (Blainville's beaked whale) is the source of this 711-nucleotide messenger RNA. RefSeq names its product potassium voltage-gated channel interacting protein 1 (gene KCNIP1). Gene Ontology annotation, cellular component: voltage-gated potassium channel complex. The record is from RefSeq and is a predicted model, not a curated record. Lineage: Eukaryota; Metazoa; Chordata; Mammalia; Artiodactyla; Ziphiidae. The coding region runs from base 1 to 711 and encodes 236 amino acids. The transcript has 9 exons. Gene Ontology annotation, molecular function: calcium ion binding; transmembrane transporter binding; potassium channel regulator activity. Gene Ontology annotation, biological process: regulation of potassium ion transmembrane transport.